AUGAUACCACAACUGCUGCAGAAGAGGGCGAUUUUCCACACCAUUUUAGGUUCCCAUGGAAGGACACCAUACGCCGAAUGUGCACAUGAACGUAAACGAACUUUAUGUGAGCUGUUCAAAAGACAUUUCGGAGUUUCUGGAAGUUACGGGUACAGCAUUUUUUCGAAAGAAGGAAAUUGUGAUUCCAAUGUAGGAAAGAAUAACCUCCAUCAGUAUGAGGAAAAAUAUACGGGUAACAAUUUCUUAAAAAAAAAAAAUUUUUAUUUUACAAAGUGGCCUGGGAGGGUGUCCAAAUUGGGAGCUUCGUACUUUUUUGGCAAAAAUUACAAUAUGGGGUUUUACCACUUGCUGAUAGAGGAAGAGGGGAAAAUAAAAAAGGACAUCGCGCUCAUAUCUAGCUGUAACGCCAAAAGUGUCCAACAUAAAAAAAUUGAAAAUAAAAUGAAGGACCUUUCCUGUGGCUACUCUGUCCAAAUUGUGCUCUCAGGGAAAGGAGUCAAGUGCUACUAUGAAGACGUCAGUUACACUCCUUUUAAGCCCACGUACAGGGGAAACACAAAGCAAUAUUAUACCUUUAAAAAUUCUCCCAUGACGGAGGUCCAAACGGUGCAGAAUAACAGUCCCCAGGGAGGUGUAAACGAAAAUGAAAAUAGUGAAGUUAGCAACAGCCCUGGAGGAAAGGAGAAAGACAAAUGGUACAAAACGAAGACAGUGAAAAAGUUGUUUGUCCGACUAGGCAUUGGAACAAAGAAUAUCGAUAUCACUCGAGUGUUAACCAUGCACAAGAGGCACGUAAGCAUCGACGUUGACAGAACGGGGACCAUCAUUAAUGUGCACGGCUUUAACAAGAAGUACGUGGGGUCCGUUUCCCAUCGUCUUUACCGAAUAGUACGGAUGAACGUGUACACCAUGAAGGGAGGAUACGUGUACCUGCACAAGCCCAAGCAGAAAGUAUCCAAGAAGAAGUAG
Molecule: messenger RNA, 969 nt
Organism: Plasmodium coatneyi
Lineage: Eukaryota; Apicomplexa; Aconoidasida; Haemosporida; Plasmodiidae
Exons: 1
Coding region: 1-969 (322 amino acids)
Source: RefSeq, a predicted model, not a curated record